GGUACAACAUUAGUCCCUGGCAUCUGGCGGGGUUGGGCUGGACGUGCCAUGGCUUCAGUUUUCGUCCAAUUCCUGUGAUUUACCGACGCCAUGGAGGUCUUGAGCCCCAGCAAAAGACACGCGGCGGUUCUGGAGAUGGUGUCCGACGAGGAGGAGGAGGAGGGAGCGCAGGAAAGCGAGCAAGAGGAGGGUGAGAUCUGCAGCGAGGAUGAGGAGGAAGGUGCCAUGGAGGGUGAGGUGCCUUGUCCUGUCUUCUCAAAUUACUCUGCUAACGCCACUAACUCACUCCCCGCCUACGCCCCGCACUUCUCCUUCCCAGACCAUCGGCCAAACAAAACACCUUCACUGGCCACUGUGGCAUCCGAGGUGGUUAUCUAUGACGACAAAGGCCGCACAGCCAUCUUCACCAGCCCCAAGAAGCCCCGCAUCAGUAGCUACCCUCGGAGGGGUGAGGCGUCAAGGCAACAUGCCAGGGAGCUGCCCAGGAGGAAGGAGAAGGAGGGUGAGAGGAGUAGAAGACACCACUCAUCGUCAUCAUUGCAGACAGCCUCAGAAAAGUGGCCCAAGGCAUCGUGGAGGAGUGCCAUGGAGAGCAGAGGUGCUGGGCCGCCUCAGGAGGGCCAUGUACGCCCAUACAGAGCCAAGACCAAGGACGUCAGUGGGGUCAGAGGGGGUCACAGGGCGCGGAAAGGUCGUCCACCCUCGCCCGACAGCUCCAGUCGGUCAUCGUCCUGCUCCUCGUGUUCCUCCUCCUCCUCCUCUUCCUUAAUCAGCUGUAGUCCCAGUGAGGAGGAGAAUGAUGUCUCUACAGUGUCGCCAUGCAAGGGAAGAGGCAAAGAAAACAGGCGUUGUGGCCCGGCUGGGAAGAGCCACGACAGGCCACACUCUCAAGAAUAUGGAUGCGAUCCACCACCGCCUGCUAAGGAGUCCAGCAAGCCACUGCCACAGCCGCCAUCCCACCGCCCUAAGCACAGUGGGUCCCAGCAUGGCAGCUCCCAUCACCGCCCACCCGCAACCUACUCCAAAGGGCCCAGGCGGCGUCCCUCCACCCACCACAACAGCCGCAGAAGCCCCAAGGAGAGCACGGCGGGGAAGGCAGCGCACCAGCAGCACCAGCGCACACACCAGAAGCCCCCGAAAGCCAGGCCCAGUGAGAGGAAGGACAGCAGCAAGGUAGACAAGCCAGUGAAGGAGGCGGAGAGUGUGCCCACCAUAGUCAAGGGUCAGAACAGGCUUCCGAGAGGCAGCCUUGGCGAGAUGCUGCUGUCAAGGCCCAAGGCAGCAUCCACACACCCCACCCCAGGCCUCCAGGACAUCCCUCGGCCCCCAGGUGAGGAUCCAAAGACACCAACGUCUCCUGCCAAACCCGAGAUGCAGCAGGGGGAAGAGAAGGUGGUUCAGGAGGUAAUCCUUGACUCCCACACAUCCUCAGAGGGUGCCGAGAACUUGACGCUGGACCAGGAGGACGAUGAGGAGCUCCAGCUGAGACUCAUUGCCAUCCAGUCCUCCCUCAGGCUCCUCACAGACAUGCAGAGGGAGGGGCAGACACAGGAGGAGGCAGGGAUUGGGGAGGAAUCCUGCCAUACAUCCAGCCCCUUAAAGAAGACAGGCAUGAAGGAUGAGCCUCAGCAGGAAAUCCUCAAUGACCUCUCGGUGCUGAAAGAAUCAAGGACACCCCCUGUGAAGGAUGCAGGUGGCCAGGGCUCCCACACGUCCCCAUCCAGGGCGGGCAGGGCUGUGGAGGCUGACGCAGCAGUCGUUCAGAUCUCUGAUGACAUCUCCAUCUCCAGCAGCUCAGCCUCGGAGAUCUGCUCGGAGAACCUGGCCACCAACACGAGCUACCUGGAGGAGGGUGGCGGAGGGAAGGGGGCAGAGGACAGCAGGAGGAGGGGGAAGGAGCGGUCAGACGUGGACCAGGACCCAGUGGACAUGGAGAUAUGCGACAGCUCUGGGGAGGAGGAGGGGGGGCAGGCCAUGGUGGUGCAGGACAGCCCCCUCUCCCCAGAGCCCGGCCAGGACACAGGGAAGGCUGCCCCGGGGGAAGGCCCGGCUGGGGUCAGCAGCAGCAACUUCCAGAUACCGGUGGAGUGGGCAUACAUGAUGCCACCACCGCCGCCGCCUGACCAGCCAGCCAACGAUCUUCACAACAUUAACAGCUGGUGCUUUGACCAGAACAUGUACCUGCAGGCCAUGCAGGUGGCCCCCCAGGAUGAGCAGCAGCAACAGCAGCAAGGCCAGGCUGAGGCAGGGCAGGGCACGGAGUGGCUGGCACCAGCACAGCCCCAUGCCAGCACCCCCUGGCCAGGCCCCUUCAUGGAGGCCUACGACAACAACACUCUGCCUCAGGACACCUCCAGCCCCCUCAGCCUGCCCAUGGGCCUGCCCCCUGACCAGCAGCAGGACCAGCACCAGCAGCAGCACCCGCCAGAGUAUGCCUUCUCAGAGCCAGCCCUGCCCCAGCACACCUCACCCCCCGGGCAGGGCAGUGACCUGAAGGACGCGCCGGCAGAGCAGUACCAGGCAUUCAUGUCAGCUGUCCUGCAGCAGCAGCAGCAACAGCCCUCACCCAAGGGCCGGGUACCAGCAGCCCCAGCCUUCACGGAAUGCCCCCAGAGGAACCUGAUCAUGGUGCCCCUGAGUGGCAGCCACCAACCCACUGCUGCUGCUGCCGCCAAGGCCAGCAAGAAAGUCAAGGCCAAGGUCAAGAAGAUGAGGACCAAGAAGCGCCUCCGUAAGAAGCAGGUGUUGCAGGAGUGCAGCAACAGUGGCAGUCAGCAGCAGAUGACCAGCAGCAGCACUGGAGCAGCAGGAGCAGCUACAGCAGUGGAGGAGGAGGACGAGGAGCUGUUGAGGGCCAAGCUACUGAUUGAUAUGUCAAGGAAGAAGGAGCAGCGCUUGCAGGGUGCCACCACCACCACCACUCCCCCCACUGCCUCCACCAAUGCUGCCCCUUCAGCAUCCUUUCCAGCACCUGUCAACAGGACCACCACCACAGCAAAGGAGGGGCAGGAGGGCCGUGCCUCACCCCAGACCUUGCCACAACCCUCCGAGGCACUGGUGCCACCCAGGAGCCUGCGUGUGGUGAAGGGCCAUGAUGGGCGCCCCAGGAGUGGGGAGAGCAGCCCCACACACUCCUUCAAGGGUGAGUCUCGGAAGGGUCUCUCAGACAUAGGUGGCUGGGGGCUGGACCCCAAGGGAAGCAAGUUCAACUACCACAGCAGCACACAACAUGACUUCCCCCUCAGCGGCGGCAGCAGCAGUAGCCUUGACAUCACCAAGGUGAAGUUCCCAACCAUCCAGCCCAUCAUCAUCAGCCUGCAGUCAGACUCAGACGACUCUGAUGAGGAGGGGGAGGGCAGGGGGGAGGGGCCCAGCGCUGAGCCCAUGAGCCACAGCAUCGACAUCCUCCUCAAGAGCAUGAGGAAUGCAAACAUGGCCUCCACCAGCAAGGAGGUUGACCCCGCCAUCCCCAAGCCUGGCCCUAGCACCCGCUCCACCUCCCCCGCAGCCCCCUCCAGCCCUGCCACCAAACCCAGGGAGGUGGCUGACUCCACCCCACAGGUUAGCCACACCACUGAUUCGGCUGUGGAGGCUGACGCAGCAGUCGUUCAGAUCUCUGAUGACAUCUCCAUCUCCAGCAGCUCAGCCUCGGAGAUCUGCUCGGAGAACCUGGCCACCAACACGAGCUACCUGGAGGAGGGUGGCGGAGGGAAGGGGGCAGAGGACAGCAGGAGGAGGGGGAAGGAGCGGUCAGACGUGGACCAGGACCCAGUGGACAUGGAGAUAUGCGACAGCUCUGGGGAGGAGGAGGGGGGGCAGGCCAUGGUGGUGCAGGACAGCCCCCUCUCCCCAGAGCCCGGCCAGGACACAGGGAAGGCUGCCCCGGGGGAAGGCCCGGCUGGGGUCAGCAGCAGCAACUUCCAGAUACCGGUGGAGUGGGCAUACAUGAUGCCACCACCGCCGCCGCCUGACCAGCCAGCCAACGAUCUUCACAACAUUAACAGCUGGUGCUUUGACCAGAACAUGUACCUGCAGGCCAUGCAGGUGGCCCCCCAGGAUGAGCAGCAGCAACAGCAGCAAGGCCAGGCUGAGGCAGGGCAGGGCACGGAGUGGCUGGCACCAGCACAGCCCCAUGCCAGCACCCCCUGGCCAGGCCCCUUCAUGGAGGCCUACGACAACAACACUCUGCCUCAGGACACCUCCAGCCCCCUCAGCCUGCCCAUGGGCCUGCCCCCUGACCAGCAGCAGGACCAGCACCAGCAGCAGCACCCGCCAGAGUAUGCCUUCUCAGAGCCAGCCCUGCCCCAGCACACCUCACCCCCCGGGCAGGGCAGUGACCUGAAGGACGCGCCGGCAGAGCAGUACCAGGCAUUCAUGUCAGCUGUCCUGCAGCAGCAGCAGCAACAGCCCUCACCCAAGGGCCGGGUACCAGCAGCCCCAGCCUUCACGGAAUGCCCCCAGAGGAACCUGAUCAUGGUGCCCCUGAGUGGCAGCCACCAACCCACUGCUGCUGCUGCCGCCAAGGCCAGCAAGAAAGUCAAGGCCAAGGUCAAGAAGAUGAGGACCAAGAAGCGCCUCCGUAAGAAGCAGGUGUUGCAGGAGUGCAGCAACAGUGGCAGUCAGCAGCAGAUGACCAGCAGCAGCACUGGAGCAGCAGGAGCAGCUACAGCAGUGGAGGAGGAGGACGAGGAGCUGUUGAGGGCCAAGCUACUGAUUGAUAUGUCAAGGAAGAAGGAGCAGCGCUUGCAGGGUGCCACCACCACCACCACUCCCCCCACUGCCUCCACCAAUGCUGCCCCUUCAGCAUCCUUUCCAGCACCUGUCAACAGGACCACCACCACAGCAAAGGAGGGGCAGGAGGGCCGUGCCUCACCCCAGACCUUGCCACAACCCUCCGAGGCACUGGUGCCACCCAGGAGCCUGCGUGUGGUGAAGGGCCAUGAUGGGCGCCCCAGGAGUGGGGAGAGCAGCCCCACACACUCCUUCAAGGGUGAGUCUCGGAAGGGUCUCUCAGACAUAGGUGGCUGGGGGCUGGACCCCAAGGGAAGCAAGUUCAACUACCACAGCAGCACACAACAUGACUUCCCCCUCAGCGGCGGCAGCAGCAGUAGCCUUGACAUCACCAAGGUGAAGUUCCCAACCAUCCAGCCCAUCAUCAUCAGCCUGCAGUCAGACUCAGACGACUCUGAUGAGGAGGGGGAGGGCAGGGGAGGGCCCAGCGCUGAGCCCAUGAGCCACAGCAUCGACAUCCUCCUCAAGAGCAUGAGGAAUGCAAACAUGGCCUCCACCAGCAAGGAGGUUGACCCCGCCAUCCCCAAGCCUGGCCCUAGCACCCGCUCCACCUCCCCCGCAGCCCCCUCCAGCCCUGCCACCAAACCCAGGGAGGUGGCUGACUCCACCCCACAGGCUGUUCGCCACCUGAGCCGCCACCAGCAGUUGGAGUACCGGUGGCUGAAGGAGCAGCUCAGGAAGAAGGAGAUGCUACAGCGCAGGAAGAUGUUGCAGAGGCCAUUGAGAGCUAAGCUGCAGCCCAAACUACCUCCCCCGCCGCCACCACUCGCCCCAACAAGCCCUGACAUCGCCCAGAGUUCCAGCCAGAGCAGUGUUGGCAGCCCCGUCCACACCGACCCCUCUCGAUUAUCCUCCGGCAGUGAAGGAUCCCCCUCCACCAGGGCAGUGACAUGGAAGGACAUUGGCCUCUUACAGAUACAAGUAUCCAAUGACGCUGCCCUUGACCUGUCCAGCGAGGGUACAGACCCCGGGGAUAGAGUCAGGGAGGCUCUGGAUGAUUCGUCCGCCAGUGCAUCCGCUGUGGAGGAUGACGAUGAGGAGACCUUACGGAUGAUGGCACUCCGCACGCAGAAGAGUAAGAAGUCAGAGACACAGUGCAGGAGAGUCGUCGUGGAGGGAAGGGUGUCGGAGAACGAAGGAGAUACCGAGGCGAAAGACGGAGAGGAGGAGGUGUCAAUGGAGACUAGCAGCGAGGAGCAUUUGGAUGAGGGGCUGAGGGGUGAGUGGAUGGUGCUGGACGAGGUGAGGGAGGAAGGCACAGAGGUUGGGGAGGAGGAGUUGUGUGCCAGGCCGCCAGGGAGCUCUGCGGAUGAGUUGAAGUGCGGGGAAGGAACGGAAACAAGUGAUGACGAGGAGGCAGUCAUCAGGUACCCAAGCCAUGCACUGCGGAAGGAGAACCAAAACACAGAGCAGCAGGUACCAAGGACAACAGACGAGGAACGAACUAAAGAACAAACUAACAAGACAAACGGAAAGGAAGCUCAGAUCCGCGAGGGUGAGGCAGCUCAAAACACAGCCUCUGCCACAGCCUCGAGUCCAAGCACGGUGACGCCAGACCAGCCUGCCUCAGAGGGCAGGUCAGCCAGCCAGUCAGACACAGACACAAAGCAACAAGACCCCCCAGUGAUGCCUGGCGUGAGGCAGGUGUCAGAGCCCUCAUGCAAUAAGAUAAUUGAGGAGGUGAUAAGGAGGAUAGAAAACAAGACCAGAGUAGUGCGGGGGGAGGCAUCGCGCGAAUCAUCCCCUGUGGAGGUAAACAGAAGCAGCGUUCCUUCACAGGGGAGCACCAAGAAGCAGGUUAGCUCACAGUUACCAAGUAAAAAAGAAACCAAAACCAAAUUGACUUCAGCAACACAGAAGCUGAUCAACUUGACACCAGUAACAGCCAGUCACAGUGGGGAGAGAGAAUCCACUCUAGUCAAAUCCAGUCACUCCACCACCACCAGCACCACUACCACCACCAGCUCUGUAUCCUUAGCAGGUACGGUAAGCAGAGGGGCAGCAGGAGCGCUAAACCAGAGCAGGGCAGUUGUUAGUAAUCAGAAUGGAGGAGGAGGAGGAGUACCCCAGCGCACAGUCCUCCCCUCAGGCACCAUGCAGAAGGUGAGGAGGGUCCAGAUGGUGAGGCCACAGAGCAACACUGAUUCAGCAGGGAAGGACUCUGCUUCAGCUGCACCUACUACCUCUGUUACUACUGCUGCUCGGGCACAAGACACGGAUAACCCAACCAAAGCCCAGCUGAAGAGAGUGGAGAAUGAGUACAAAGAAAAAAAGAGCGGGAUCAACAAGAUGAUCGUGCAGCUUGGACAACUCCUGAAGGAGGUCAGCGAGGAGCAGCAGCAGCAGCAGGAGUUCAAGAAAAGCAUCUCAGAGCUGCAGACAAAGCUGAGGGAGAUGGAGAGUCAAUAUGAGGGCAAGUCCAGCGCCCUGCAGACGAAGUUAAAGCUGAUCGGACACAUCCAGGUUCAGUACAGGUCCGAGCGUCAGGUCCUGAGGCGUCUCGAGCACCAUGGGGAGACACUCGGCAAGCAGGUUUACGGCACUGGGUUCAGCUUCAAGUCCCUGCCCGUGUCCCCUCGCUCCAAAGUCAAGGACGUGAGCACCAAGAAAACACUGGCCAGCAGCAUCUACGCCCUCCAGCAGCAAGUACGAGACCUCACCAACAAGCAAAAGAACAGCCUCAAGACAUCACCGAACAAGGCCACAGAGGCAGGAGUGUUGAGGAAGCAGAACACUGAAAAUAAUGGCCUCAAGACUCCACCAACCAACACCACAGAGGCAGGAAUGUUGAGGAAACAGAGCACAGGAAAUAGUGGCUUCAAGACUCCGCCAGCCAACACCACAGAGGCAGGAGUGUUGAGGAAACAGAGCAUAGGAAAUAGUGGCUUCAAGACUCCGCCAGCCAACACCACAGAAGCAGGAGUGUUGAGGAAGCAGAGCACAGGAAAUAAUGGCUUCAAGACUCCACCAGCCAACACCACAGAGACAGGAGUGUUGAGGAAGCAGAACACAGCAGAUAACCUCAAGACUCCGCCAGCCAACACCACAGAGACAGGAGUGUUGAAGAAGCAGAACACAGCAGAUAACCUCAAGACUCCGCCAGCCAACACCACAGAGGCAGGAGUGUUGAGGAAGCAGAACACAGCAAAUAACCUGAAGACACCACCAGCCAACACCACAGGGAGGCAGAACACAGCAGAUAAUUUCAAGACACCACCAGCCAACACCACAGAAAGAGGAGUGGUGAGGAAGCAGAACACAGUUGAUACCACCACUGAAACCACCCCAACCACCACCACCAAUAGCACCAUUAAAACCACCUCCACCACCACCACCAAGCAAGGGGAACCAGAGAGGAGCACAACAAAGACCCUUAACUUAGAUGCCAAAAAUGGGACAACUGUGGCACUGGAAAAAGUCACUGUAGAGGCAUCAGUGAAAAGUGCCACAGCCUUGCAUGUCCAGGGGGUGCCCAGCGGAGCCCCCCAUAGCAGGCCACCUGCAAACACCCAGGGGAAGGACGGUGGUGCCAAGGUCGCCAGAGUGCAGAUGCCAAAGGAGGACCAGCCGAGUGCCGUGCCGGAGAGGGAUGGCGCCAGACUGGCAUCCCGACCGACCAGUGCUGCGACUAAUGGUGCCAAGGAGGAAGACAAACUUGACGAGAUGAAGGCGCUGUGCCCCCAUGACCUUCUGGGCAGAUGCAACGACUCAUCCUGCCAGUACCAACAUCUCCCCGCAGUCCGGACAGCACCCCAGGCUCAGAACUCCCCCAGCAGUAGCAAGGAGCCCCGGUUAAGCAGCAGAGACGAUGAACCACAGACCACCACCAGCACCACCAUCAAGCAGGGAAAGGUUGUAGGGAGAGCAGGGGCAAAGCAGGUGAAGGUGACAUCUGGUUCUGCUGUGCCAAGCGAGCGCAGCAGCGAGGAGGUAAAGUCACAGCUGCUUCCAGACACGCAUGUUUCUGAGCAGCAACACCAGACACAGACAGUUGUAGAGAAUGGAACAGCCACCACAGCACUUGAGGACUCAGACACACAGCCCACCUCACGGACAGCUGCACCCACCACAGAACAGACUGGUACACCGAACACCACUGACACAGAGAUGCAAGCCUCCACCCCCACAGACACACACACCACCUCACAGACAGCUGCACCCACCACAGAACAGACUGGUACACCUAACACCACCACCACAGACUCAGAGAUGCAAGGCCGUACACCCACAGACUCACAUGCCACCUCACAGACAUCUGCACCCACCACUGAAGAACAGACUGGUACACCUAACACCACCACCACCACAGUCACAGAGAUGCAGCAAGCCCCCACAGACACGCCCGACACCACUGACACUAGGCCAUACGCCACACAACACCAGACAGACACAGACAUAAAGACCACUGAUGAGCAGACCGAAAGACCACAGGCAGGGACUAGUGUAGGAAAUUUAACAGAGGCAACCAUCACUGACACAGACGUUGAAUCACAGACUCCCACAGAGCCCCAGGAGACACAGACAGGGACAGAGACGAGUGUUCAAGGGUGGCAGACUGAUGAAGCAGCGAGCGUUGAGGCACUGAACGCUGCAGUCACAGAAGCAUCCACAGCACAACCUGAGACUCCGACUUGCACCAGAGAAACAGAAAACACAGAAUCAGGGACAAACGAAGAUGCAGCCUCCCUACAGACAGGGACCACAUCGGGAAGCACAGAAACACAGACGGGUGCAGAGGACACAGAGAUUGAUACAGAAACAAGUGCAAGUGUGUCCAGGGAGCUGUCUGAUAGCUCUACCACGAUCACUGAGAGCGAGGGCAGAGAGUGGCUUCCUAGCGAUGUGGAGUCACAAGCAUCAACAACCUCCUCCAGCGACUGCCUUCCCUUAAAGCACCAGCCCCCCAAACCCAGCUCCAGGCCAGCCAAGCGCAGAGCCUCAUGCAGGAAGAGCAGGGAGAGCAUCACAGAGGACGCAGCGCCGAGCCAGGACUUGCAGAGUGAGGGAGACACAGUUAAUGAGCUCCAGAAGACCCGAGGCACCAGAAAGUCAUUAAGAGUCAAGGCCAAGGCAUCUCCCAAAGGUACUCCGCCCCCGAAGAAGGGUGCCAAACCCACCACCCCCGGGAAGGGCCAGAAACGGAAGUCUGAGUCACUCUCCAAGCAUCCGUCCAGUAAGAAGAGGCACGCGACAAAGCCAUAACCUUAACCCCCAAGCAUAAUAGAGCCAUUAAGUGGUGCCAUAAUGUUCCCUGCCAAAUGUGAUAAUAGGUGUGUGCCACGGUGUUUUGUACUGGACCAAUGAGGUGACAGAUUGAACAAAAACCUGCCGUCACCGAGAGAACUGAUUGGGCAUUGCAGGGGAAACUAUUUAAGGAGGUGAUUAAACUUGCACAGGGAGAUCACUGAUGGAGGCAUUGCAAGGGGAAAUUAUUUAAGAAUGAUGUUAUAAAGCUGAUGGGGCAUUGUAAGGGGAAUUUAUUUAAGAAGAAUGAGAUUAAACUUUUGUCAGGGAGAGGACUGUGAUGACUGCAGGGUAAAAACAAAAGUGCCAUAUGAUCAUGGUAAUUGCGGCACCAUGGUGGAAUGCCCCUCAAGCAAUUAACCUCAGGGGAAAAAAACGGGGGACUUAUUUUCUGCUUGCCUAACCUUCACCACAAGACAGUAUGUUGAUUUGACCUGCCAGCAUGGAGAAACUAAGCAGGGCUGUGAGGAAUUAACUCAAGAUGGGCUUGUUUUUUCCGCUGACCUUCCAACGUAGAGAAAUACGUUUAUCUUUUGUUUUGUGUACAAUACGGAUGAAAACUCGACAUCCACAUUCCUAGAAACACAGUGAGUAUAGGGGUUUCUGCUGCCAGUGAUGAAGAGGAGGGCGGCGUAAUGCUAGAAUAUGUUGAUGCCUUAUUUUGUGUGGUGAAAUGGAUGGAAACUUUAACUUGGCUUCCACAUAGCAAGAAACCAGUGAAGAUAGCUUAAUGCAAGAAUACGGUGAUGUUUUGUUUUGUGCGGUGAAAAAGAUGGAAACUUGGCAUCCACGUAGCUACAAACCAAUAACAAUGGCUUAAUGCAAGAAUACAGGGAUGUUUUGUUUUGUGCUGUGAAAAAGAUGGAAACUUGGCAUCCAUGUAGCUACAAACCAAUAACAAUGGCUUAAUGCAAGAAUACAGGGAUGUUUUGUUUUGUGCUGUGAAAAAGAUGGAAACUUGGCAUCCACGUAGCUACAAACCAAUAACGAUGGCUUAAUGCAAGAAUACAGGGAUGUUUUGUUUUGUGUGGGGAGAAGGGAGGAAUCUGAUGAAGAGAAUAUGUAUGAUAGUGUAAUACAAGAAUAUGAUGAUGUCUUGUGUGGGGAGAAGGAUAGAAACUGGACACCCACACACCCACAAACUGAUGAAGAGAAAGAUAUCGUAAUACAAGCAUACAUUAAGGAUGGUAACUUGGCAUCCAUAUACCCACAAACUGAGGAAAAGGAAGAGUAUAAGAAGCCAUUGAUGUUUGUGUGUGGUGAGAAGGAUGGUAACCAGGCAUCCACAUACCUGCAAAUUGAUGUGUAGGAAGAGUACAAGAAUCCAUUGAUGAUUGUGUGUGGUGUGGAGAAUGGUAACCAGGCAUCCACAUAUCUGCAAACUGAUGUAAAGGAGUACAAAAAUCCAUUGAUGUCUCAUGUGCGGUGAGGAGAAUGGUAGCGUGACAUCCACACUCCUGCAGCACAUGUGGAUGGCUGAAAUUUACACUCAUCAAGGGAAGAAUGAAGAAAUUAUUAUGAAAGGACAUAUGAUUAAAGACUCACCACUGCCACCACUGCCACCACCACCAGGCAGUCACAACCACACAUCACCAGGAUUACAAGAAUGCGCUUCCCCUCACUAAGAAUCUUCCGUCAGCUGAGAUUGCACUCAUCUGAAUAUAGCCACACAAAGGAGGCUCCCAAGUAGACUAACAUUGCAGAAAAUUGUUGAUUAUUUCUAUAAAUGACGAAUUGGCUAGAAGGAAUACUUAAAUAGCAGUGUCUUGCAAAAGCUAAAAAAAAAAAGGAUAUCUCAGGGAAAGCCUCUCCACCCUGGCUCAGGAACACAUAAGGAAAUAAUACACAUGGAAAAAAAGUUUGGUUUUCAUGAGGGAAGUGAUGUCAGCCAUGGAGGGAUGAGUGGCGUGGCCAGUCAGGGCUGCCACACACACACCCUCCUCUGACAGUACCCAGAAAGCAGUACUGAAGGUCCCCCUAAGGCAUGAAGUACCCAGAAGGCAUAAGGGAGAAAAUUGUCUUGAUUUGUAUGGAAGUGCCCAUACAGAUUUUUUUAUUUUUCUAUUUUUUUCAUUAUUUACGUGAACGGAGGAUUGACUGCUGGAGAGACAAGUUGUGUGGCGAGUCAAGGAUGCGGUAGCUCUUGGCUAAUAGUAUUAACCAAGUACCUGGUGGGCAGCACUGAAGAUCCACCUUUGGCAUGGAGUCACUCAGUAGAGGCACCAGAGAGCAGUGCCAAGCUGGGACAGUGCUGAGGGAUGCUCAUAUUUUGUUUAAGUCAGUGCACUGCAAUAAUACUCAGCUUCAGCGUGGGCAAACUGUGAGAGAGACAUUAGAGUGGACGGCAAACUACGGGAGGAGAGACAGGCUAAGAAAGAGUGGUGCAAGAGAGGAGUGAUGCUGAGGCUGGCACCACAUCUUUGUACUAGCUCCCUGUGAAGGUGCUACAGUGAAAGCAAAGCAUGGGAGAGGAGACGAGUUACUGUAUGCUGCAAGCCAUAGGAGGAGGGACGGGCUGGCAUAGACAGGUGCAAGGGGGGAGUGAUACUUAGGCUGACACCACACUUUUGAACAGGGGUAAUGUGCACUAAAAAGAUUCUCAGCUACAGUGAAAGCCAAGCAUAAAAAGGAAUUCAAGUUGCUGUGGACUGCAGACUAAGGGAGGAGAGACAGAUUGAUAUGAAUUGGUAGAUGGUAAGGGAAGGUGACAUCUCAUCUUUGAAGGUGUUAUCUCUGUGAAGGUGCUCAGAGAAAGAUACUGAGGACUGUAAACCAAGGAAGAAAGGACAAAGUAACAUGAAUUGAUGUGGUGAUGCUAACGGAACAACAUCACAUCUCUCUCAGCCCCACUAACUGCAAACUAAGGAAGAAAAGACAGAGUUAUAUGAAUUGACGUGGAGAGAUGCUAACGGAACAACAUCGCAUCUCCCUUAGCUCCACUCACUAUAGACUAAGGAAGAAAAGACAGUAAUAUGAAUUAGCGGGAGUGAUGCUAAUGGAAGCUGACUUGCAUCUCUCAAUGCCAGCGAGUGCAAACCUUGGGAGAAAAAGACAUUCCUACUGGGCAUGAGGAUGUUGCCAUGACGUCACCACGGGUCUGUGUUCGUGAGGGGAAAACUUCAGCAGUGGCAUUUUAUCACAGCGUGGGCGUUCCUGCGGCAACUUACAGGCUGGUGCAUCGCCGGCGUCAACAGCUCAGGGCCUUUAUGUAUUUAAAUUUGUGUACUGUGAUCUCUUGUCCCUCUCACCAGGAACUAUUCAUGAUUUAUUCUCUUCAUUUUCUCAGCCAUGAAGCAAGUCAGUAUAGAAGGUUAAGCUGUAAGAUAGUGUGCAGUAUUGACCAGGCACUGUUGUUGCCCAUCACUGAGCCCCAAGUACUUAACAGGGUUGCCUCCACACCACUCCCCUAAGCCCCACCACCUAAAUCGAGUCCCCGCUGGUUGUCUGGGGUUGUUUUUGUUGCCUCUACGAGAAAAAUAAUUUACCUAACUCUUGCAUAAUCACACAAAGUUACAUAUCACAGAAUAAUUAUGUGUUUUCACCUGAGUUUUGAAGUUUGAGGCGAGAUUGUUGGUCAUUGCUACUCUGUGUGAGGGACAGGGGUGGUGGGGCUCAAGGGACUAGUCAAGGAGCUGGUUGAUCUAAUUCCUAUAUGGUAAAGUUUGCAUAUACACAAUUUUCUGAGGGUGACACGUGAAGGCAUUUAUAAACACUCACUAGUUGAAAUCACAUGUUUUGGGGAGGACGAGGUGUUAAAAAAUCUAUAUUUUUUUCACAUUUUUCUCACAUCAACUCAACCCUGUGACUUACCAUGUAUUAUUAAGAGGUAGAAAAUGGUGAUUAAAUUACGCAAAAUUAUCUUAACGCGGCCUCUUCAGGAGCAGAACCCAGACAUGAAACAAGAACUGCACUUACAAACAUUUAUUUCCCGUGUGGCCCUCGAUUCCAGUGUGGCGGUGACUGUGAUGCUACCAGACAUAUAUUUUUGGCAUAUCAUACUUCCCAUAAGCAUAGUACACUAGCAGGGGUUACAGGGCCAGUGUCACAGCCCAAACGGUGCCAUAGUAAGUGCCGAAACCAAACCAUACUCUCUGUACUGCUCAGGUUUUCCACUCGCCACAAAAUAUUAAAAGAGAUUCCGUGUAUAGGUUCCUCAUAUUUGGUAGCAUCUGUGAACACCAAAGUCUGUUGUUAGUUUCUCUAUGAACACAAAACACCCAAAAGAUUUUGUAGUUUUUUGUCUGGUUUGAGAGCUUAUGAACGCACUGUCUCUUCUGCGGCACUGGCCCGUUGUCUCCCCACCCCCCAGUGAGUUGUGCCAUGAAUAACUCUUUAGCUUGGAGUUUUCAGCACGUGGGAGUUGAGUGUGUGUUGGCCGCUCCACCGCCCCCGUCCAGCUGCCCUCCACCUGAAGGAGAUUAAUCUACACAUGACAGGUGGAGGAGGAGCUGGGCAGGUGAGGGUGAUGGUAUGGCCGGGAAAGGAAGGUGUUCUGCUGUCUCUCUAACUCUUGGGGUAUGGUACACAUGCACGUACACACACACACACACACACACACACACACACACACACACACACACACACACGCACAUACUCACUUCUGGACGGGUUUGAUGUUUACUUUUAUUGUUGUUGUUGUUCACUGCUUACGUUUUUUUUAGGUUAGGUCAAGUGAAUUUUUUUGUUUGUUUAUUGGGCAUACUCAACAUUUUUUCUAUUUAUUUAUUUUUUUUUUAAUUGAGAAUUCACUUUUUCCGUUGAGUUGAAUAUUGUCAUGAUGGAUUGCACGGCUGAGAUGAACCACCUGCCUGUCAGAAGGAAUGCAGACACACACACACACACACACACACACACACACACACACACACACACACACACUAUACAGGAGAUAAGUCAGUCAGUCAGUCAUUUGUUUCUACCUGAGGACUACUCUUGACCUUGUAUAAUAUUAAUAAUCGGGGUUAGUAUUCCCCUUGUUACUUAGAUUCCUUUAGCAUUACUGUACAUACAUUUACUAUUAUUAUUAUUAACUUACUAUUACUUAUGAUUACGGUUACCACUUCUUACUUACUCCACUGCAUUUAGAUAAGGUUGAAUUUCAUAUUUAUUUUGUUACUCUUCUCUUUGUUUAGAUUUUUUAUUUUUUAUUUUUUUUUUAUUUUUUUUUUAAGGGAUACCCCAUUCAUGACUUGUUCCUUGUCCCAUCCCUCCUUUCCUUCCUCCUUUCUUCCCUCCUCACUCUUUACUUACCUUUCUUCACUUACCUUUCUUUACUUCACUCUUUUCUUCAUUUUAUUUCACUCCAUUCUGGCCUCUCCUUUAACUUUUUUUUUUUUUCCUUUCUACCUUUUGCAUGCCUCUCCUGGUUCUCCUUCCCUCCUUGUAUGUUGAUAGCUAGGUUCUUUUUUUGUCUUCUUACUCAUCUCUCUCUCUCUCUCUCUCUCUCUCUCUCUCUCUCUCUCUCUCUCUCUCUCUCUCUCUCUCUCUCUCUCUCUCUCUCUCUCUCUCUCUCUCUCUCUCUUCCCCUAAAUGUAUGUUGUUAGUCAGACUGUGUAGGUUAGAUUUCAAAGACUUCAAAGACAUCUCAUUCUGGUAUUCUUCCUCUGUCCUUCCUUCCCUCUUUCAUUCUCUUAGUGAGUGUUGAUAGCUAGUUUGUCUGUUAGGUAGGCUUGGUAGACUACUAAAAACCUCUUUCCUGUGUUCCUUCUUGAUCAUUUUUUACCUUCUUCCUUCUCGUUGUAGUGCGUGUUGAUAGGUAGAUUGUCUGUUAGGUAGGCUUGGCAGAUUAGUACUAAUACACCUUAUCCCUGUGUUCAUUUUUCAUCCUUUUUUGCCUCCUUCCCUUUUUUCAUCUAGUAAUGUGUUGAUAGGUUGGUUGUCUGUUAGGUAGGCUUGACAGAUUUCAAAAACACCUCAUUCCUGUUUUUCCUUUAUCCUUCUUUCUCUCCUCUCCUUCCAUCUCCAUGUGUGUUGAUAGCUAGGUUGUCUGUUAGGUAGGCUUAGCAGAUUCUUAAGUCAUCACACUCCUGUAUUCCUUCAUCCUUCUUUGCCUCCUUCCCUCCUUCCAUCUCCUUGAAGAAUAGAUAUGUUGACAACAGGGUUCUCCUUUCCUUCAGGUAGGCUUGCAGAUUACUAAGACACCCCCCCCUGCAUUCCUCCUUUCCUCUCCAAGUAUAUAUAUGUUGAUAGCCAGGCUCUCUCAUGUGUGGAUAAGGCUUGGCAGACCUCGUACUUCAGUCUAGCAGCGACAGCAGCUCUGAGAAAGGUGCGCUGGGGGUAUAGGUUCUCCGAUGCCACGCCAGAACACACACUAACCUGAACCCACUCACCGCCUGCCUCCGCCCCUCCCCGGCUGCCUGCCUCACCCUUCCCCGGCCAGUCUGGUGCUGUUGACGGCCUGGGUGGUGGUGCCUGGAGUUACUGUGGUGUGGAGGGUGUGUCGCCGUCCUCCGCACCAGCAACAUGGAGUGAAGGGGUAAAGCUAGUGUGGUGGGUCGGGUCUGGUUUAAUGUUCACCUGUGUCCAUCAUUGUCACUGCUGGUGCUGUAAGUACAGUCAUUGCACAAAGGCUCACUCGCUGUGCAUGAUUGGCUGUGAUUGUGUACAUUACAUGGUGUACAUUGUAUGGUGUACAUAACCUGUUCCAGUUCAAAUAUAAAAAUAAAUUUACAUCAAGGAACUUGAAAA
Messenger RNA from Eriocheir sinensis (Chinese mitten crab), 16722 nucleotides. Its product is annotated as serine-rich adhesin for platelets-like. The record is from RefSeq and is a predicted model, not a curated record. NCBI's taxonomy places the organism in Eukaryota, Metazoa, Arthropoda, Malacostraca, Decapoda, Varunidae.